UGUGGGCGUGGCCACAAUGAUGAGUGGAUUUUGCAGAAGUGAUUGAUGUGUGUGCCGUCGUUUUUGUGGGGAGAAACGGGCUCAAGUGUGUUUCCAUAGCCGGGGGUACGGAAAUCACCGCCAAGAGCGUGCGCAUCCCCCGAACCGAUCCUAUUCGCCGGUCGACCCUCUGGACGAGUGUUUGCUCUAACCUUCACGGUAAGGAAGAUCAGUCUCGAGUCCUUCGAAUGCCUUCUUGCCACUCUGCUGCAGCAGUAUGUGUGAGUGGUGGUGCGUGCUGCUGACGGUGCCGGCACUCCUGGCCUCGGCCCAGGGCCCGUCCUACGGUCACUGCUACAACAGCACGCUGGUGGCUGCAGAACCGUUCGACCCCUCUUCUCUCUCUCCCUCACUCGGCAACCAACCUGCUCCGACUGUCCAGUUCUCCAGCUCAGUGGUGGAGAGCGCCCUUCUUUCCCUUCCAAACUCCCUAUGAAUUCAGCCCAACCUUGCACCACCCUUCAAGUCAAGACCACCAGCGUUGCCAUUGGCAAGCUACCACAAAGACCAUGCCUUACAAAGCUAUAUAAUACUAUGCAAUUGGACUAAGAUAUCCAUUAAUUAACUGCUGCUAUGUGCACACUCCCCCAGUUGGUGGGCCCCCAGUCAAUACUAAAGCCACCACAUAGGAGAACCACUUUGUAGGCCUCUCGGUCCACUUGACUGCACACUAAGUGUAGUUCACUGAGGCGUGACUGUGAUUGUGUGCAUUCGCCACACUGUGUCUCCCCCACCUUACCCUCUCCCUACUCUGUCUCAUAUCAUUUUCCACACCCGUGUAUGCAUUACAUAAACGUAGCGCUGUUCCCAGCGUACACAUUAUCGACUGUUAGCCAAGACACAAGAACCUGUCUUUGUUGUCACAUCUCAACCCACACCCACAAGGACACACACACACACACAGACUGUAUCUAUUCAAGUUUAUGGCCAGAUGGUGUGAAUGGACCUGCUACCUGCAGGCAUGUAAUGACUCGAGGCCUAUGCCUGCAAUGCAAGCUAAUAGAUAUGCUCAUAAUAGGUAUAUACCUUGCAGAUUGUUCUGUGAGCUAAAAGGCCUUCCCAUUUGUAUGUGAUGGCUAGUGUAUAUACGUGUGACUAGGCAGCCUUCUGAUGUACAUACAUUUAUAUGCACCUAUGUACUUUAUGGCAACAGCUCUAAUGAUGUUUUGUACGUAUCGUCAAAGAAAUUGUGAUCUGCUUUUUGCUGGGCUCUAAAAACCUCUCAAUAUACUCUUCGUGUGUUUGUGAUGUGACUUUCGACCAAUCACGUCCUUCAGAUUUGUCACAUGACUGAAACUGUCCUUCAAUACAGAAUACAUAGUGAUGUUCACCAGCUACUAUACGACUGAGGCUCGAGACGGCUACCUCGCUGCGUCACUCCAACCGUACCUGGGGUGGAGUGUGGUACCCCGCUCCAACCCCGGCCAGGAGUACCCCAGCGACUUCAGUUUACUCCGACUGUCGGGAGGGGGGUCACAGGACAAGAUUCUGGAGGCGCUGCAGCGACAUCCACUGGUAAAGAGAGUCACACCACAGAGACGGCUGACCAGAACUCUCAAGUUCACUGAUGAAGACAUACCCAAAGACAGGGAGACUGACUGGAAGAGUAGGAGACCUGCAAAAUCUUCAAUACUGGAUUCCCCACCUGGCAGGCACUGGUACGCUGGUCGGCGGCUAAUGAGAGCAAUACCCUCGUCAGGUGACCUCUGCCCCUCCACGCAACGUCCUCUGGAGCAUGGGCCACACUGGAAGGGAGUUCGAGUGGCUAUAUUCGACACUGGACUGCCCCAGAACCACCCUCACUUCAGACACGUCCGCGACCGGUCAAACUGGACGACGAGAAAAGCCUGGAGACGGGCUCGGCCCCGGGACCUUCGUUGCCGGGUAAUCGCCAGCUCCUCCGAGUGUCUCGGAUUUGCUCCGUACUCUGACCUCUACAUAUUCCGAUUCUCACAAACAGCCCAGGUGUCCUACACCUCCUGGUUCCCUCGACGCAUUCAACUACGCCAUACUGAAGAGGAUCAAUGUCCUGAACCUCAGUAUUGGGGGACCUGACUUCCUCGACCAGCCCUUUGUCGACAAGGUGUGGGAGUUGACGGCAAUGGAGUGAUUAUGGUAUCCAGCUAUAGGCAACGAUGGCCCUCUCUAUGGAACCCUCAACAACCCAGCGGACAUGAUGGACGUAAUUGGAGUCGGUGGAAUCAACUUUGAGGAGGAAAUAGCUCGUUUCUCAUCUCGAGGAAUGACCACAUGGGAGUUGCCAGCAGUUACGGUCGGGUGAAGCCAGACACAUCGUCACCUACGGCUCUGGCGUCCGAGCUCCGCCCUCCAGCGAGGCUGCCGCUCCCUCAGUGGCACCAGCGUGGCUUCCCCUGUCGUCGCGGGCGCCGUGACGCUUCUCCUCGGGGCCGUCGACCACGCCCACAUCAACCCUGCCAGCAUGAAACAAGCACUGAUGGACUCGGCCCAGCGACUGGGCGGGGCUAACAUAUUUGAGCAGGGGAGCGGGAAACUCGACCUCCUGAGGGCAUUCCACAUGCUCAACACCUACAAACCACAAGCAACGUUGAGUCCCGUGUGAUAGACUUCACAGACUGUCCCUACUUCUGGCCCUACUGUUCCCAGCCAAUGUAUUACGGAGCACUCCCAGUCACAGUCAACGUGACUCUUCUGAAUGGUAUGGGAGUGCCUGGAGAAUUGUAGGCAAGCCCACCUGGCACCCUUACCUCCAGCACAACGGCCAGUUCCUGGAGGUGUCGGUCUCCCUACCCCUCCACCCUGUGGCCUUGGUCCGGUAUCUCGCUGUCUCCCUCGUCGUGGCCAGAGAGGGACGGAGCUUCACCGGAGUGGUCUCAUGGGGGCACCUUACUCUUACCAUCUCCUCUCCCACGAUGCUCUAGUUCAGGAGGAGAAGACGCUCCAAUCCCAGGUCACCUCCCCAUCAAGGUGUCGGUCGUUCCGACUCCGCCUCGUCACAGACCCGCCGCAUACUCUGGGACCAUUUCCACAACCUCCGCUACCCUGCCGGCUACUUCCCUCGGGACAUCUCAGAUAAGAACGAUCCUCUGGACUGUGAGGAGAUCACGUCACACCACGUUAGAGACAUGUACCCAGGCUCGCAGCAACGGCUACUUUGUGGAGGUCCUUGAAGCCCGUUCACACUGUUCUGAUGCCACUCAAUACGGUGUCCUACUAGACUGGUAGACCGUGAAGAGGAGUUUCUUCCCCGACUGAAUAUCAAAACUGAAACUGGAACGUGGAGGAGAGGGGGCUGUCCCUGGUCGUUUUUGCCGAUUGGUACAACAGCUGACGUGAUGAAUAAGAUCAAGUUUAUGACGAGCACAUCCCGCAAUGUGGAUGCGGUACACACGGGAGGGGCCAUGUCCCGGCAUUGACAUGAUCUCCUGUCACCUGGGGCAUUGCCUUCAGCGCAGAUGUCCUGGAGGGGAGAUGAACAGUCAGCGAUCACAAGAUCCACUUUGCCUCGGGCACUGCCAUUGCACGGUUCCCUCAGGACGCGCUCUCUCCUGGCCAGAGACCUCAACGCAUCAGGGUCAGAGUUGUGCGGAGGAACAACGGAACUGCAAGACGUCCCUUGCUAGGCCUUUCCAGACGCCCCAAUGAUGGGUGGAAGAUAGCAGUUUUAUGGCGACUCCACUGUCUGGACAGUGCACACAUGCUGUCGAUACUGUUUCUGGUUGCUGGAUUACUCUCCUGCAACACGUCACCUCGUCCUCCUCCCUCCCUCCUCACCUUCUCCCACCACAUCAGAACUCCUCCCACCUCUCUGCCGCCAGCGUAUGGAAGGCAACAGGCUCCACCUCUACUCCGCGAGUGUUGGCUCCCAAGACUCCGCCCGGACCACGCCUCCCUCCACCCGGCCCACACCUAUCUGGUCCAAACCCCGCCCGAUUAAUUCAUCUGUACACCAGCACUCUUUUGAUGCCAAGAAUCCCGAUGUAUAAUCCCAGUGAGGGAUCUCGAGUUUGGAUGUUAUGUUGGAGGGGAAAAGGGGAGGGGCCAGAGGGCUGGGGUCCAUUUUUCCUGCUCCUGGGUGUGGCGGCAGUUCUGGUGUUCCUGGUUUUGGUGGACUUUGCCGCCGACGUCCUCGCAAGAAGGCGAGGUCCCCGCACCGUCCGGAGAUUCACUCUAGCAAAAUUUCCUGUAUCGAACAAGAUUUUUUUUUUAUAGACCAACAACAAUCUUGCCUCUUUUUCAUCUUAUUUAUCACUGCACUGUCCUGUUAUGCACCAUAUGGGAAUCAUGUAUAUCGCUUCGUCUGACUACGCGCAUGGCAUAAGGGAAGACCGCAAGAUAGA
Molecule: messenger RNA, 4358 nt
Organism: Geodia barretti
Lineage: Eukaryota; Metazoa; Porifera; Demospongiae; Tetractinellida; Geodiidae
Source: the annotation of a GenBank genome assembly